AUGUUUACGACAUACACAACCAGCGUGGUCAUAUCAUCCAUUGGUCAUAUUGUCUUCAGGCAUUUUUUGGGAAACCAUACGCAACUUGCGUCAAGCUGUUUAAGGACCACAGGAUGUCCAUGCUUGCUGAACCCCGGAGGAAACAGAAGUGGUCUGUUGACCCCAGGAAUAGCGCCUGGAGUAAGGAUGACUCCAAAUUCGGUCAGAAGAUGCUGGAGCGAAUGGGCUGGUCCAAGGGCAAGGGCCUGGGCAGAAGUGAGCAAGGCUCCACUGACCAUAUCAAAGUCAAACUUAAAAACAACAACUAUGGUCUUGGAACCAAUGCCAGCUAUGAGGAUAACUGGAUCGCCCACCAAGAUGAUUUUAAUGAGCUUCUUGUUCAACUGAACAACUGCCAUGGUCAAAACACCGGCACUGAACCUCCACCACCAGAGGAGCCGAAAGGAUUCAGCUUGGAAGAGAAGUCCAAGACCUCCAAAAAGAGGGUCCAUUACAUGAAGUUCACUAAGGGAAAGGACCUGUCCUCCCGCAGUGAAACAGACCUUAACUGUAUCUUUGGGAAGAGAGGAAGAUCUGUCAAUGACAAAGAGCAGGAGAGCAACAGCAAUGAUUCUCAGGGUGAGACGGAGAAUUUUACUCCUGCUGCCUUUGAACUGGAUACAGAGUCAAUCACCAAUACUGUGAAAAGUACUCUCACUAUGCAGGAGUAUUUUGCACAGCGAAUGGCUCAGUUGAAGAAGGCUCGUGGACAGGACCAGAGUACAGCACCCUCAGCGGAGACCAACGAGACAUCGGGUCCAUCUGAGGAACCCAGUCCCAUCCUCAUCAGCAACAAUGAUUCAGAAGAGUCCAAAAAGAAAAAGAAGAAAAAGAAGAGCAAAAAGUCAUCGUAUGAGCUGGAAGUGAUUGAAGAGAACAGUACUGCUGCUCCUAUCAUAAUAGUGGACGAUGAGGACCAACAGCAGGAGCGUUUGGGGAAAAAGAAGAAAAAGAGGAAAAUUGUAGAAAGCGAAGGAGCUACAAAUGAGAACUGUAGCUCCACCUAUGGUGUGGAGCAGAACUGUGAGGAGCUGCCUCCGUCGAAGAAGAAGAAGCUUAAAAAACACCAUAAGGAAACUGAGCUUCUAAAUGGACACGGGCCAACUGAGGAUCAAACUGUAGAAUCUGAGGUUGUUCACAAAAAGAAGAAAAAACAACGAGAGGAGGUGAACGAUGUAGUUGAAGAGAACGAGGAGGAGCUGGUACAGAAAAAAUCCAAAAAGGACAAGAAAAAGAAAAAGAAAUGUCACGAAUAGGAUGAAAUUAAUAGAAUGGCCUCUAAUGCCACCCAUGAUCAUGGGGGCACGUGUACGAAGUGAUUGCCUUAAAUGUCUUGUAUAGAUACAGUCUAAUAACCUUAGACAUUUGAUCACAUAAAAAAAACUGUCUACAGUGUAUUCAUACAGACAUAAGUUAGCAUUCUUUCUUAAAUGAGUCAGUUUUUCCAUGAAAUUUAGGAAUAAUUGGAUGAGUGCUUCCAUGUGUCUCUUAUUGAAUAAAAUGUAUCCAAAUUGCUUAAUUAGGAAAAAUGGUUAUUUUAUUUUUGUUUUGCAAACAAUAUGUAUUUUUUUCUUCUUCUUCAAAUGUCAUUUGUGUCUUACCACCUUAUAUGCAUCAUCAUUACUAUUUAUUUAGCAUUCAAAGUGGAUUUUAUUUUCUUGCCAGCAAUUAGUUUAACCAUCUUAUUCCAGUUCUUCAGACAAUGGAUAUCUCCUUUAAUGAAAGUGACCCAGAGACAGUUUUUGUUAGUUUUGCAAAAACAACAGAAGCACACAGACAUUAGUAGCCUUCUUGAUGUGAUAAGACUUGACACAUAUGAACGGAUGUAAUUUGUUUGUCUGACAAAUUUAUGAGCUGUAAGAAAACCUACAAACUUUGGCGCUUUAACAGGAUCAAAUCCCUUUUUUUUUUUUUUUUUAAUAAAUCCAAAAUUCCAAUG
This is a messenger RNA of Sander lucioperca (pikeperch), 1978 nucleotides long. RefSeq names its product PIN2 (TERF1) interacting telomerase inhibitor 1 (gene pinx1). The transcript is spliced from 7 exons. Gene Ontology annotation, molecular function: telomerase inhibitor activity; nucleic acid binding. Gene Ontology annotation, cellular component: nucleolus. NCBI's taxonomy places the organism in Eukaryota, Metazoa, Chordata, Actinopteri, Perciformes, Percidae. The coding region runs from base 114 to 1295 and encodes 393 amino acids. The record is from RefSeq and is a predicted model, not a curated record. Gene Ontology annotation, biological process: regulation of ribosome biogenesis.